UUCCCUCCACUCUAGGAACUGCAGAGCCGUCAGUUCUGGUGCUGCUUGUUGGCUGAAACAGCUGGCACCUUCAUUUUUGUUUCAGUAGUGCUGGGGGCUUCUUCCCCUGCUGGUCCUAAACAAGUACUCCCUUCCCCACUCCAACCAGCCCUUGCUGCAGGGCUGGUUGCCAUCAGCUUGGCACAUUGCUUUGGUGAGAUCAGUGGGGCCCAGGUCAACCCAGCACUCACUGUGGCUUUCCUGUGUACUCGCAAACUGGAUGCUCUUCAUGCUGCAAGCUAUAUCCUGGUCCAGUGCCUAGGUGCCAUCCUAGCAUCUGGUAUCUUCUUCCUCAUGUUACCUGCCUCAGCCAUUGGGCAACUGGUUACCAAGGUGAGCAGUGAAGGGAAUGCUGGACAGGCCUUGGGAAUGGAGGCUUUAUCCACAUUCCAGCUGGCUCUCACCAUCUUUGCUGUGGAAGACCAUCGGCGGCGUGAGUUGGGGGAGCCUGGCAUCUUGGCAAUUGGAUUCUCUGGCAUGUUCUCUGGGGGCAGCAUGAAUCCAGCCCGAUCACUAGGACCAGCUGUAGUCACAGGGAUCUGGGAACAUCACUGGGUGUAUUGGCUUGGUCCCAUGCUGGGUGCAGUCCUUGCUGGAAUGUCCUAUGAAUUCUUCUUUGCUAGCAGCGCUUCACGGGAAAAGCUAGUUGCCUGCCUGACCUGCCAUGACAUUGAGAUUGUGGAGGCAGCCAGCGUGUCUCGUUCUUCUCUCUCAGUUUCUGCUCACCCCAAACCACCUUGCAAGGGGGAAUGCGGCACUGAAUAGCAGAUCGCAUCAUCCCAUCUUCUUAACCUCGCUCUGUCCAUAGUUCCUUGCCCCUCACCCAGUUGUUUUCUUCCUGGUAUAUGGCCAGCUGGGCCAUGAUAUUGUGAU
Molecule: messenger RNA, 912 nt
Organism: Sphaerodactylus townsendi
Lineage: Eukaryota; Metazoa; Chordata; Lepidosauria; Squamata; Sphaerodactylidae
Product: aquaporin-4-like
Exons: 4
Biological process (GO): transmembrane transport
Cellular component (GO): plasma membrane
Molecular function (GO): water channel activity
Source: RefSeq, a predicted model, not a curated record